AUGGAACAGGUCUUGAACGUUCAUGACACUCGAAAACUCGACCAACUUAUCAGCCAGGUUAGUGGUAAGCCCUCUACACUGAGUGACUCAGUUCGCGACGUGAAUGACGGCUUUACUACUUGAAGAAGAAGAAGGUGGGCUUUACUACUGACAACUCGGCCAAAGUCGAGCGCUGGCGUGAGCACUUCGGGCACCAUCUCAACUUCGAGAUCCAAUCCAACCCGUCCUUGCUCUCCUCUGCAGCCGAGGUUCUUCCCUCUCCAACCUAUGCAGUGUCAUGCGAUCCCCCUUCUGAAGAAGACGUCGCCGAUGUCAUUCGAAAGCUACGCAACAACAAGGCACCCGGAGAGGAUGCUAUACCCGCCGAAAUCUACAAGUCCUGUGUCGACACUCUGGCUCACAGGCUCCAUGAGGUGAUUGAACAAGCGUGGAGAAACGAGGUGGCUCCUGGUGACUGGGGUUUAGGCAUCCUUGUACCUAUCCUCAAGAAGGGAGGUAAGAGGAGAUGCGAGAACUGCCGCGACAUAAGCCUCAUAGACGUUGCUGCGAAGAGCUUUGCUAUUAUCCUACUCAAGCGAUUCCAGACUGUGCGUGACUCUAGGACGAGGCCCAACCAGGCCGAAUUUCGUGCUGGUCGUAGAUGCGCCGACCAGGUAUUCACACUAAGGCCCACUCUCAAAUUUCGCCAUAACUACCAGCAACCGACGGCCGUCUGCUUUGUUGACUUUGUCGCCGCCUUCGAUUCCGUCCAUCGUGGCGGAUAA
Molecule: messenger RNA, 764 nt
Organism: Spirometra erinaceieuropaei
Lineage: Eukaryota; Metazoa; Platyhelminthes; Cestoda; Diphyllobothriidea; Diphyllobothriidae
Source: the annotation of a GenBank genome assembly